CCGAGCCGGACCGGAACCGGAGGGAGUUCUGGGGGGACUUUUCUGUGGCUCACAGAGAAGAUGGAAUGCUUUGAAAGGACUCGGUGAAAGUUUGCAGUUCGGUUUGUGAUCAUGCACCGGAGCCGGCUGCAGCCGCCAGCCGCUUCCGGCUGCCUGUGACGGGCGGCGGGGGAUGACAGCAGCGCCGCAGCCGCUGAACAGUCUCAGCGCAAAAGCCGCAGCUUUCCAGUGAUUGCGCACACUGUGCGCCCUCCUGUCACCGCCUGGAGCGCACAAUCAUUUUCUCUCUAUUGCUGCUCGGACUGCGGCAGGAACUGGACCGGAACCUUCAACCUCCACAGACACAGCUCUCGCCUUCUUCUCUUUGUGAUGUCCGUUGGACUCUGAGAGACAAACCGCAGUGAGGUGGUCCAACCUGCGGCGCUCCGACCCACCAUGGGCACCGUGCUGUCUCUGUCGCCAGGCGCUCGCAAACCUGGUUAUUAUGACAACCACCCAGGCUCGCUCAGCCACUACCCGAGCCUCAGCAGCCGCUCCCUGAACAGCCAGAAGGAGCGCGGCCUAAGGAGAGGCCAGUCCAUCUUCCUGCCGGCGCUGACCUGGAAGCGGCUGGUGGCCUCCACCAAGAAGAAGGGGAACCCAAAGAAGGGGCCCGGGGCCGCCGGGGUCCUGGCCGAGCCCCUGAACAACAACAGCAUCUACCAGCGGGAUCAGGUGCUGCACCUGAACCGGGAGAACGUGAAGAAGUCCCUGUCCUGCGCCAACCUCUCCAGCUACGAGGGUCCGGCCGGACUGGGUCUGGGCUACGGACUGGGCCUGGGCCAUGGAUAUGGCUACGGCAAGCCGCAGCAGCUGUCCUCGGUGAAGAAGGUCCCCCAGGGGGCAUCCUCCCCGAAGCGCGUCAUCGUCCAGGCGUCCACCAGCGAGCUGCUGCGCUGCCUGGGGGAGUUCCUGUGCUGCCGCUGCUACCGGCUGAAGCACCUGUCCCCGGCCGACCCGGUGCUGUGGCUGCGCGCCGUCGACCGCUCGCUGCUGCUGCAGGGCUGGCAGGACCAGGCCUUCGUCACGCCCGCCAACGUGGUGUUCGUCUACAUGCUGUGCCGGGACGUGGUGGACGGCGACCUGGUGGCGUCGGAGCACGAGCUGCAAGCCAUCCUGCUCACCUGCCUCUACCUGUCCUACUCCUACAUGGGCAACGAGAUCUCGUACCCGCUCAAGCCCUUCCUGGUGGAGGCGGGGAAGGAGGCCUUCUGGGACCGCUGCCUCGCCAUCAUCGACGCCACCAGCUCCAAGAUGCUGCGCAUCAACGCCGACCCGCACUUUUUCACGCAGAUCUUCGCUGAACUGAAGAGCGAAGGCGGCUGCGGGCCUCAGGAUUACAGUCGGGUUCUGGACCGGUGAGAGGAAGCUUCAUCUCAAACGCUCCGUCCCCCAACGUCCCGGCUGCUUCUCUGCAUCGCCAAGCGGAACGAUGAUGCAAAAUUCACAUUUUCCACAUCUUGGAGCCUGCAUUUGUGUCUCACCUGCGUCUAAAAACAGCAAACAAGUUACAGUUUUUGGUGUCUGGAAAAUUAGCCGUUUCAAAAACCUCCAGAAUGUAAAGUCACAAAUCAACAGGCGCCGCCCUGUUACCUAGAAACCCAGGUUGAGCUCCAGUGCGUUUGGUCAGCUAUUUACCGCAUUAUGUGCUCUACAAUGGCUGCUGGAAAAGAUACAUGUUCAUUUCUUGACUUACACUGUAAAAACGCAAAAGCUUACCAUGUAAUUUUGGUCCAAUUUCACAAAUAUUGCUUAAAAAAGGGCAAAACUAACUUACAAGUAACUUUUAAGCAAGACAUAUUAGUUUGUUUUAGGUAAACGAUUCCUUAAUUUUGAGUAAAACGUACGAGUUCCACUGGAAAAUUUUUUUUAAUUAUUUGCCAGUGGAUUAAAACUUUCAUCACUAUCUAGGAAUUAUUUACUUAAAACAUGAUUCUGUAUCUUCUUCGAAAGUUAGUUUUGUCUUAGUUUAAGCAUAUUAAGAGAAUUAAACAAGAAGCAAUAAAUACUAGGUAAAAUGUUGUGUUUUUGCAGUGUACCAUCCAGAACUCACUUGCUGCAUUCUUGUUGUACAGGAGGCUCCACUUCUGCUUUUCAAAGAUGUAGGGUUGUAUCUGCACAUCUGUUUGUUCCCAUAUUUACAUGCAAGUGUAAAGCGAUGAGCUGGGGGGGCGUGGCCAGCAGCAGCUUAUUAGGAUUAAAGUGACAGAGACUCUAAAACAUCUCAAAUCAGCCAGAACUGAAAUCCCAUCAUCGAAGAAUAAUUUGCGCAGGUUAGGAUCUACUCAUAGAAGCACAAUAGGUCAACCUUAAACACACCUAAUGGUGACCAAGCUGCUUUACAGGGUUGAUCUAGAGAAAAGGUUCUGGUUCGGGAAAAGGGACGGAUGGGAGCAGCUGGAGGUUCUGUGGUGGGCGGAGUCAGAGCGGCGCUGCCGAUCCGUGUCGGCAAUGUUGGAGGGGAAGGCAGCCAGAAUCAUCAGCUGUUUACUCCACACACACACACACACACACACACACACACACACACACACACACACACACACACACACACACACACACACGCAUACACACACACAUACACACACACGCACACACAUACACACAUACACACACACACACACACACACACACACACACACACACACACACACACGCAUACACACACACGCACACACAUACACACACACGCACGCAUACACACACACACACACACACACACACCUACACACACACGCACACACAUACACACACACGCACGCAUACACACACACACAUACACACACACACACGCACA
This is a messenger RNA of Poeciliopsis prolifica (blackstripe livebearer), 2836 nucleotides long. RefSeq lists its product as uncharacterized. The coding region runs from base 436 to 1401 and encodes 321 amino acids. Gene Ontology annotation, molecular function: cyclin-dependent protein serine/threonine kinase activator activity; protein kinase binding. Lineage: Eukaryota; Metazoa; Chordata; Actinopteri; Cyprinodontiformes; Poeciliidae. Gene Ontology annotation, cellular component: protein kinase 5 complex; cytoplasm. The transcript is spliced from 2 exons. The record is from RefSeq and is a predicted model, not a curated record. Gene Ontology annotation, biological process: activation of protein kinase activity; positive regulation of cyclin-dependent protein serine/threonine kinase activity; brain development.